Molecule: messenger RNA, 1155 nt
Organism: Colletotrichum orchidophilum
Lineage: Eukaryota; Fungi; Ascomycota; Sordariomycetes; Glomerellales; Glomerellaceae
Exons: 1
Coding region: 1-1155 (384 amino acids)
Source: RefSeq, a predicted model, not a curated record
AUGCUUCGCUCUCGUUUUCCUACAGCCCAUCACUUCACUGUGUCAAUCUUCGGAUGCCAGUAUCACGCCGACUCACCAUCACCGGAGAAGCUGACUCUCAUCAACGAGUUCGACGGACUCAUCAAGGCCGCCGCGAUUUAUGUCGAAGAGCUCGAGCAAAAUGAUCUUCCCUCCAAGGUCUGGAUGAGCUACUGGAAGUCUCCCCAGACUUUCAAGACAUGGUGGGAAAGCCCGAAAAUUUCGGCCUUCUGGGCCGCUCUCCCGGAAAACGCUGGUUUCUGGAGAGAGACCGUGAGCUUGCCCGCCACCAGAUCAAUGUACGAAUCCAACAAGGAGAAGCUUUCCGGUUUCGGCCACUGCGGAGAGCUGAUCCCCCUUACCUCGAAAACGGGAUACUGGGGCGCCUACCGCUCGCGUUUGACCCCUGAGGGACCCGAAGACAAGUUCGAGUCUACUCUGCCUGCAGUACCUGAGGCCCGUCCUCUUACGGACAAAAUCCGUCCCGGAAGGGUCAGAGUGUCCAAGUUCCCUGACAACAUUUCCUUCGUGGUCGAAGGCCAAGACUAUAGUGCCAUGAAUGAUAACGAGCGCGGUCACUGGAACGAGAACUUCGACGGCCUGACCAAGCAAUGGGUCACCAAUGUCAUGACUACUGGUCCCGCCGGCGGGAUGCUUUCUGCUAGAGCCUGCCACGCCUUUGCGGGAGAUAAGCAACCAGGUGCCACGAACGGUGCUGUCAACGGUGCCUCUACCAACGGCACAAAUGGUGCCAACGGUACCAACGGAGCUUUGACAAACGACCACGGAAUCUUCCCCGGGUUGGACUACAUUCGCCAAGCUCAGAUUCUCUUCUGGCUCGACCUUUCCAAAAUGGAACACAUUGGCAGAACGGAUAAGGUUCACGUCAAGCUCAGACGGGACUUCUUUGGUGCGUAUGGACCUGGUGGAGUUAUGGAGGGUGGUGAUUUGCUGCUCUGGGUCGAUGUGGCAGUGUUGAAGGGUGAAGAGAUGGACGCGGAGUACGUUGGGUGCUAUGAUGGAACGGGAUUUCUUGCAUACGACGACCACCCCGCGUUUACGAGCGAAAAGGUGGAAAUCGCCAAGCUGCCGGCAUUCUUCGACGCGCCGAUCAAGUCCCUGCCUAUUGAGUGGUAG